GAACGCCCGCGCCGCGCCGUGCUGUAGCGUUGCGCUCCACCCCUCCGCCCCGCAACAGUAUCACACGCCGUCGUCGCUCGGAGAGGAUUUCCCAUUGUGGCGCGCGUGUUGUUUUGUGUUCAUUCGUCAGCUGUUCGCCGCACCAGACGCGUGCACACCACUGUAUUGUCCACACGCACGUAUCGGUAACAAAUAAGCGUUUUUCCGUUUCUUGUCGCGUUGUCGUUUCCUCGUCGAAUCUGCACCGACAGCGAGUCGACUUGACGUAGUCACCUACCUCCGACGUCGUUACACUUUCCACCGCCGCCGCCGACACAGCGACUUGCCGACAGACGACACCGCAGCUACCGUCGUCGUCCGCGCAGUUACACUGGAUGCAUUUGAACUUCAUGUUUCAACCCGUAACCGAGUACCGCUGACUAGAGCACCAUGGUCAAGACGUUUCAGGCGUAUCUGCCGGACUGCCACAGGACAUACUCUUGCAUUCAUUGCAGAGCACACUUGGCAAAUCACGAUGAACUUAUAUCCAAGUCUUUUCAAGGCAGUCAAGGAAGAGCAUACCUUUUCAAUUCUGUUGUAAACGUUGGAUGCGGUCCAGCAGAAGAAAGGAUUUUGUUGACCGGACUACAUGCAGUCGCCGAUAUAUAUUGUGAAUGCUGUAAGACCACCCUGGGUUGGAAAUACGAACACGCGUUCGAAUCCAGCCAGAAAUACAAGGAGGGCAAGUACAUAAUCGAAAUGGCACACAUGAUCAAAGAAAACGGCUGGGAGAGUCCGCCGAAGAAAUGAACUCCUAUCGUCUUUCUGUCUAUCUCUUUAUCUCUUUGUCUUUCCCGUCAUGCGUUUCUCUCGUCAAAUUCUCUUUGUUUUUCCCUAUCCACUCUACUCUACCUACUCAUACCUACUCAACCACACCAAAAUUCACUCUCUCUUUUUUUUAAUCCAAUCUCGAAAAGUUUGACGUUUUUCCGGACAAUCUGUUGUUGGUAUUGCCAACGAAUGUUCACCGUGACCGCGACAAAUGUUAUCACACAGUUAUGGCCACAACGAAGGUGAAUAAAAUUAUAUUCACGCUUGUCAUAAUAUUUUCGCCAUCGACCUAGCUCCGCUGGAUAUGCAUGCGCAAGCGAUCAACGGUAAAUGACGGAGGGAAAUCUCAAUUAAUACACUGAAGUUAACGCUAGCCGAUUAGCUUACGGUCUUAUUAUAAUUAUUGAUGUAGUAGUAAUUAACUAAUGGUGUACCUAUUUAUAAUAUUAAGUAUUUUUGUGAUAACGUGAUCGUAUAUAAGAGUAAUAACUAAUAAGUAAAUUCGGCACUGUAAAUCGAUUGAAAAAAAAACAACACAAAAUUAGAGAUGAAUAUUCAUCUUCCAAAGCUUUUUACUCGAUGCAUAUUAUAUUUAUUAUUAUGGCCACAAAAAUAGAUUUAUCGGUUUAUUGAUAUUUCGAAAUAGUGAAAAAAUAACUAUAAGUUCUUGCGUUGUACAAAUAAUAUAGAUAAAAUAAUAUAAAUGUAUUUAUUUUAUUUCGAUCAAUUCAUUAUAAUAAUGAAAUAUUCGUAAUUCGUAUUAUUAUACAACAUAAAUCAAUAAACACUAUAAAAUAUAAAUUAUAUAUUCAAUAAAUUAACGCAGGGUUUCGUUUUAAAUAUGAUUGUUUUCGUAAAAUUAAUUUCAAUUUUAUUUUUAUUUAAAUAUCUUUUUUUUUUACAAAUUGAUUCCCGAUCGUAUGAAUUUUGAGAAAAAAUAUUUUUAUUUUCUAUUUUUAUGUUAUUCAAAUCCAUUUAAGAUAUACCUACAAAGGCUAAUCAAAAAAUUACUAACCCACAAUAAAAAAAAACUAAAAUUCUUGAUAAAAAAAUAAAUAAUAAAUCGCGCUGUUUACAAUAAUCUACCUGUUCUUAUAAUAAACAAAAUACUAUAAUAUCACUAUUAUUAGAUCAAUUUAAAAUAACAUAUUAUAACUACAUAUACAAUUAACACAUUUUUUAUCUGUCGGCUUUAAUACGUAAUAAAAUUAUAAUAAUCUUUGUAUAGAUUGGUUGGUAGGUAUACUGUAUUUUCAUAAUUAAACUUUUAAUACAAUAAUUAUCGAUAUAAAUGUUAUUUUCACAUACAGAUUACAGAUGAAUGUCCCUUAUUAGACGGUUAGUAGUUAAUUUUAUGACGGAGCGGCGUAGUACGUAUGUCACUCGACGUUUUUAUUACAGAAGUCCCGUUAUUAAAUUCAUCUAAACUAAGUACUAAUAGACAUCAUGUCAUCAUGCAAUAGUGUAUGCGUAUACAUCGCCUUGGUAAUAAGAUAAAGGUAUAGAUAAUACUGUACUUUAGCUUUAGCGUAUAACGUAUAAGUAGUUAUUGUAUUUAAAGUCAAAAUAAUUUAAAUAGCUGUAAUAAUAAUUCGUAAUUACUGUAUCCAAUAUGCUAUAUUAAUGGUAGUAUUUAAAAUAAGUUAUUAUUUUUUUAUGUUUAAAAUAAUGCUACUUCAAAUUAUUGUACUUAAAACUACUGGUCUCAACAAAAAAAAAAAUCCAAAAAAAUAAAUAUUAAGAGAGUAGUUACUCUAAAUCCAUCGGUACAUGUUCUAUAGCAAUUUAAAAAACAACUUCCAUUUUAUUUUUGUCAUCGACUCGAUUUUUUUCAACUAUAUUAUUUUGUAUUUUGUAUUUUGUAUUUUUAUUUUUAUCAUUAAAGUUCCUGUGAAAACAACAAACUUUUCCACUUGUCCUUGACAAAACUGAUCUCAAAAUAUAAUAAAAUAUGUUUUAUUAUGUUUUUAUUAAUUAACAGAAUGGGUGAGUUAUAUGAAUAUUUUACUGGAAAUGUAAAAUUCUGUAUUGGACCAAUGGAGAUGGAACUAGCACAACUCUGUUAUUUAUAUAAUAUACGAUCAUUUGGAGAAUCGUUUGUAAGAAAUAAUAAUAUAUGUUCUCGUCCUAAUAAUAUAUUUCCGAGCCACAUAUUGUGUGAUUUUCCUAGUUAAAUUAUAUUUACUGAGAAACAUUUCAAACUGAUAAAGUGCCUAUUACCUAUUUUAAAUAUCAAACCAUAAAUAUUAUCGAUCGAUAAAUAUUGAUUUAUCGCGGACGAGAUUAAAAAAAUAUAUAUGUAUAUAUAAUAUAUACCCAUGUAUUAUAUACUUAUAUCAGUUUCAUAUUUUCAAAUAUAAAUUUGUUUUCUCAUUUUUUUUUUUUUUUAUAGUUAAUUGACUUUCUUUUUUAAUUGACUAGGUACCUAUAUCCAUUCAAGUAAUCGAUGACCAACCUUAAUCCCUUUGUUUUCCAUGAUCAGUAGACAUAAUGUGUUUUAAACGAUAUAUAUAUAUAUAUUAUAAUAUAUCAAUCUCUUCACUUUUUACUAUUAUUAUUUUAUAACUUUUUAAAUCUAGUCUAGUACCUAUAAAAUAUUUCAAUAGUAUAAUUAUUAUACGUGUUGCAGUAGUUUCCCACGUGGACAUUUAUAAGAACUAUAUUAAUAUUAUCGUUAGACUAAUCAAUAAUAGUGAGAUAUAUUAUGUUAGGGAUCAAAUUACGUUCUAGGUAUUAUAAGUUAUUAUGUAAUAAAAGUAUUUGAACGUAAAAUAUAUAGAGUUCUGUGUGCUUUUAUUAUUAUAAUUAUAAGUACAUAAAAUCCCGUUAAAACUUAAUGUUGCUAAAUUUCCAAAACUAAUAAAUUAAUAUAUUCCGUAUUUUUGUGUAAUACACGUCAAAAGUAUUCAGAUUAUUUUAAAUUUUUGAUAAGAAAAUAAUUUAUGUUGAAUUAAAUAUUAAAAAUACAUCAAUACCUAUUCUACAACUAUACCUGUGUAUUAACAAAAUAUGUGUGCGUUGUACAUCUGUUUGUCUGAUGUUGAAAAUGGGUAGUAUUGAUGCUAUCUAAAACAAUUUUUUUUGUUGUUUAAGUUUUAUAAUAUAAUAUAAUUAUUAAGUUAUUUUAACGUAUUGUUUUUUAAAAAUUUUAUACUUAACAUCUAUGUUUAAUGUUUAGUAUGUUUUAUAUAUUAAGUUUCGAUUUAGGAACGUUAACCUAUUAUUUUGAGUUGUGAUUUUUUUUUCAAAAUGUGUAUGAAUUAAAUAAAAAAACAUUAUAUGUGAA
This is a messenger RNA of Rhopalosiphum padi (bird cherry-oat aphid), 4096 nucleotides long. It is a transcript of the gene Ypel, whose product is annotated as protein yippee-like 1. Lineage: Eukaryota; Metazoa; Arthropoda; Insecta; Hemiptera; Aphididae. The record is from RefSeq and is a predicted model, not a curated record. The coding region runs from base 430 to 789 and encodes 119 amino acids. The transcript is spliced from 5 exons.